UAAUAUUCAAAUUGUGUUGGUCUCAUUUGAUGAAAAUCUAGGGUAAAAUAUUGAAUUGAAUUAUUAUUCACGGCUUGGCUUGAUAUUCAAGCUACUUGGCUUGAGCUUGACUUGAAAUCAACUCAAGCUCAAGUCAAGUAAUAGUUUUUCAAUGUCAAGUCAAGUAUUUAUUUAUUAAGUAGUUGACUUAACAUUGAAAAACUACUACUUGACUGGAACUUGAGUUGGUUUCGAGUCUGCUGAAGACGAUAACAGUUUUUCUACGUUUUUUGUGUUAAUAGACAAUAAUGAUAACAAUUGAAAUAAUCAUUAUAAAAAAAAUUAAGCUCCAGAUUAUCAUAUCUUAAUUCUCAAUUUAUCAUAUGCUUUUUUCGUGGAAGUGUUCUGAAUAUGAAUCACAACCUAGUGUAAUAUGUGUCAUAAUGCCAUCUACAAGUAGGUAUACCAUCUUUACAUACAAACAAGGUGCACGAUUCUGUGCGGUUAAGGCGUAACAUCUAAUUUUCUUCCUGCAUAUUGAUUGAUGCUAAAUUAUUAUUAUCUUCAAUUUUAUACGGUUCAUUGUGAAGUAGCAGGACCAUACCUUAUAUAAUUCCCAUUGUGAACCUUUAUCCCUUUAACUUCUACCUACACUUCAUAUGCUUUCAAUUUCUCAGGUGCUGAAGUUUAAUGUGUAAUAAUUGUGGUUGGAUAGAUUUAACAACAGGACGCAACUAAUUCUAAUUGAUCAUUACAUAUUGUCUUUAAUUGGUUGUUGUGGGAACCUGAAGCAUUUAAUCAUUAUUAAUUUGUUUUGGUUUAUAAUUAUUAAUUCAAAAGGAUCAAGUUUAAUAUAAACCUCUCAACGAAUAAAUAGAAAAAAACUAAAUGUACAUAAUUGAAGAUGUUCAUUAUCGUAACAAUUUGAAAAAAUAAGAAAAUUUUCAUAUUUUUAUGUGGAAUCUUGUGAAGCAAUAGCUGUAGAAAAACACCUGCGAAAUGAUAUUAAUAAUAACCUCACACGUGUUCAAAUCUGUAAUUGGGGAAAUCAAAGAUAUUUAUUGAAUAAUAUUAUACAUUCAAUGAUGUUUACACAUAUUAUUAGCUAUUAUUAGUUGGCUGAUGUUUUCGAUCAAAUAUGUCUUGGUUAUGUGUGAAUUUAAGUGGCUCUCAUCGCAUAUUUUUUUAUUUAAUGUACGUGUUCCCAAUGUUUAUGAGUGUCAUUGCUGACCAUCGAGAAGAAUGUGGUCAAGUGUUUCGUAUUUGUACAUUUUCUGCAAUGUAUUACGAGUCAAGGACAUGAGUGAAAAAUAUACCCAAUAGAAAUUUCCCUAGAACUGACAAAUAAAAAUGAAGCCGAAUUCAUACGAAAUAUAUCCAGCAACAAGUGAUCAAAUACGUCAUAUUUUUGGUCCUUCGUCAGCUGAAUCAAACAAGUGAUCGAAUAUAUUUUUGGUCAUUUGCAAGCCGAAAAACAGUAAGUCAUCCACUUUCCUUUACACUCAUUCAUUAUACAUAUAUUAUUAUCCACAUUCAUUUCCUAUUUUUGAGUAAGUAUUUUAAUCUGACAAAGUAAAGUGUAUAUAUUUGAAUAUAACAGAAUCGAAAUGACUGAAGCAUUAAAACUCAGAAGAGCACAAAUUAAAGCUCAUUUAAUGCGAUUCAGCGAUUUCUUAUCAAAUCUUUCGGAUUCGGAUGAAAGUGGUAAAAUGGACAGUCAAAUCAAAAGUAGAUUAGAAAAACUGAAAUCACUUUACGACACUUUCGAUCAAAUACAAAGCAGUAUUGAGUUAGAAACCGGGCAUAUAGAAUAUGACGAGCGAGCAUAUUUUGAGGAAAACUAUUUUUGCUUGGAAGCACAGGCACUUGAUUUAAUUGCCAAACAUUCUGCUUUAGAAAGCGGUUCUGUUUAUUCGAACAAUCCAAUGAGUUCUUUAAAGCUACCUCCUCUAACCGUACCAGAUUUCCAUGGUUCUUGUACGCAAAGAUAUGAUAACAAAAGAGUAAUAAUUCAUACGCAUUUAAAAUUAAUAUUAGAGUUACCUCCAGUUGAACACGAAUCACACUUUUAUUUGAGAAAACUUUUGGACAAUUUUAAUGAAAAUAUAAGAUCAUUGAAAGCUCUUGAUCAACCCAUUGAACUCUGGGAUACUCUUUUAGUUUAUAUUUUAUCAUCAAAAUUAGAUUCAGUUACUAAAAAAGAAUGGGAACAAUUCGCAAACACAAAUUUAGAUGAGAAAACACUACCCACAAUGUCAGAGUUGACCGAUUUUCUGUCUAGAAGGUGUCAACUUUUAGAAAUAAGAGAACACAAAAACAAAACUUUAACCAAAUCCUAUCGAAAACACAUAAUAUAUUCAAAUUUACCAACACAAAAACAAACAUGUUCAUUUUGUAAGAAAAAUCAUUCACAUUAUCGAUGCCAAAAAUUCUUAGAAAUGUCUCUUAACGAACGGUUAGAAGAAGUUAGAAGAACUAAGAUUUGCACUAAUUGCUUAGGAAAUAAUCAUUUAAUAUCAAACUGCAAAUCAAUUUAUAAUUGCCGAAUUUGCAAGAAAAGACACAAUACGUUACUCCAUGACAAUGAAAAAUGUCCGAAUUUCUCAGUAACUGAUUUUACUGAUGCAUCUGGUAAUUGAUCUGCUCAGGUAAAAUAAAACUAUAAUCCAUAAACCCAUCAACCAAACUCGACGAUAAAAUAAUCCGACAAAUUCUAUAUUCUCAAAAAGUUCUCAGGUAAUAUUGAUCUUUUUGACUCGAAGGAAAAAUUAAUAUCGUGUACAGCAAUUUUAGAAACUGGGUCACAAGGAAAUUUUAUAUCAUCAUCUUUAGCAAAAGAACUUAAAUUCGAAGUUUCUGAAAUCAAUCUCCCAGUUAUCGGUGUAAAUGAUUUCACAAGUCAUAUUCAAGGAAGACUGGAGACAUCAUUUAUUGCAAAUAAUCGAAAAUAUCAAACUAAAGAUACAUUUUUAGUUGUUAAUAAAAUUACUAAUCAUAUUCCUCACAAUUCUUCAGACAUUUCAAAUUUAAAUCUGCCAGAUAACAUUACCCUAGCUGACGAUUCCUUUUACAAAUCUGGUUCUAUUGAUUUAUUGUAGGGUGUUAGUAUACAGGGUGUUUCCUAAACAUGCGGCAAAAAUU
This is a messenger RNA of Harmonia axyridis, 3120 nucleotides long. RefSeq lists its product as uncharacterized. Bases 1587 to 2618 code for a protein of 343 amino acids. The record is from RefSeq and is a predicted model, not a curated record. Lineage: Eukaryota; Metazoa; Arthropoda; Insecta; Coleoptera; Coccinellidae. The transcript has 2 exons.